Molecule: messenger RNA, 1775 nt
Organism: Microtus ochrogaster (prairie vole)
Lineage: Eukaryota; Metazoa; Chordata; Mammalia; Rodentia; Cricetidae
Gene: Gtf2b
Product: general transcription factor IIB
Biological process (GO): transcription initiation at RNA polymerase II promoter; RNA polymerase II core complex assembly; transcriptional start site selection at RNA polymerase II promoter
Cellular component (GO): transcription preinitiation complex; nucleus
Molecular function (GO): RNA polymerase II core promoter sequence-specific DNA binding; TBP-class protein binding; acetyltransferase activity
Source: RefSeq, a predicted model, not a curated record
CGACCUGCAGCUGACAGCUACUCAGCAAAGAAAACCAGGAAGCCUUUAGCUUGCGUCAUUAGGAUCGCCUGCUUUUUGGCCCGCCUCCCGACCCGUAGACGCGCAAAGUGCGCGCGAGUGACUCGCCCAUAAAAGCCCGGCUCGGAGCGUCCGGCCGCCGGUGUCGCUUCCUGCUUGGGAAGAAGCUCUUGGCGGAGCCACGAAGAUGGCGUCGACCAGCCGUUUGGAUGCUCUCCCAAGAGUCACAUGUCCAAAUCAUCCAGAUGCAAUUUUAGUAGAGGACUACAGAGCCGGCGAUAUGAUCUGCCCUGAAUGUGGCUUAGUUGUAGGGGACCGGGUUAUCGAUGUGGGAUCUGAAUGGAGAACUUUUAGCAAUGAUAAAGCAACAAAAGACCCUUCUCGAGUUGGAGAUUCUCAGAAUCCUCUUCUGAGUGAUGGAGAUUUGUCCACCAUGAUUGGCAAGGGUACAGGAGCUGCAAGUUUUGAUGAGUUUGGCAAUUCUAAGUAUCAGAAUCGGAGAACAAUGAGUAGCUCUGAUAGAGCAAUGAUGAAUGCUUUCAAGGAAAUCACAACCAUGGCAGACAGAAUCAACCUCCCUCGAAAUAUAGUUGAUCGAACAAAUAAUUUAUUCAAGCAAGUAUAUGAGCAGAAGAGCCUGAAGGGAAGAGCUAAUGAUGCGAUAGCUUCUGCUUGUCUGUACAUUGCCUGUAGACAAGAAGGAGUUCCGAGGACAUUUAAAGAAAUAUGUGCCGUAUCUCGAAUUUCUAAAAAAGAAAUUGGCCGCUGUUUUAAACUGAUUUUGAAAGCUUUGGAAACCAGUGUGGAUCUGAUCACAACUGGGGACUUCAUGUCCAGGUUUUGCUCGAACCUUUGCCUCCCCAAGCAAGUACAGAUGGCAGCAACACAUAUAGCCCGCAAGGCUGUCGAGCUGGACUUGGUUCCUGGCAGGAGCCCCAUAUCUGUGGCAGCGGCAGCUAUUUACAUGGCUUCCCAGGCAUCAGCUGAGAAGCGGACACAGAAAGAAAUUGGAGAUAUUGCUGGUGUUGCUGAUGUUACAAUCAGACAGUCCUACAGACUGAUCUACCCUCGGGCUCCAGAUCUCUUCCCUUCAGACUUCAAGUUUGACACCCCAGUGGACAAAUUACCUCAGCUAUAAGUUGAAGCAAUUAAGUGUCAUACUCUAAUGUACAUGGAACUUUAUACAUAGCAUACAUUGUGCUGGUUGAGCCUUUAAUGAGGAAAAAGAUGGUACGCAUUCCAGAGCUAAAUAUUAUUACUUAGCAUUCUGUAUGUAUAUAUUAGUGCAACAUAUUUAAUGAUUUAAAUUUCUUACUGAAUCUGCUUUCUUUUUUAGUGAUUAGGAAACAGUAUUUUCGAAGAUAUUAAACUAUGUAAUUCUCAAAUAAAACAUUUUUUAAAACUAAAGUUUUUGUUAUAACAAAAAUUUAUAAUUAUAAAUUCUGUAUAUUAUUACAGGUAAUAGAGCUUAGAAAGCUUUGUUUCCCAUCAUUUUUAUAUUUAUGUUCUUGAUUAAGUCAUAGAAAUAGCAAAAGCUUGAGAACCAUUGUUAACAUCUACAACACAUUUUAUAGUCUGAGUAUCCAAACCACAGGCACACAUAAGAGGUUGUGUGAGAGAAGUAACGAGCUAGGUCUUGAAAAGCAUCAAACCGUGAGGCAGUGGAAACUUGUUCUCAAUGAGCUUGUAAGCAGAAAGGAUGAUGAAAUAAAGGCAGACCAACUGAUUAAAAUUUAGAAUGUUAAUAAAUCAUUUUA